GCUAUCGUGUUUUCCACAUCAACAAGAACAGCCAUGGGAACUAAAUUGCGCACUUAUUAAAUACAUAAAACUGGUGUGGUCGCAGAAAUUCCUUUUCAAAAUGAUUGUGCAGACCGCAAUUUUAAAAUUGCUUUUAUUAGUCUUCUGUAACGAUGUAACGAGUUUAAUUAUACCAGAAGAGCUUCCGACCAUUUUGUCACUUAUAUAUAGCAAUAUUCCACCGAUUAAGAAAGGAACCGAUUCCAAACUUGGUAUAGGUUUUCGAUUAGGUCAACAUGCCGACUUUCAGGUGUUAAUUGAACUCGGUCCUCAGACAGAAACAGAUCCGAUAGGAACUAAUGAUGCUAAGAGGCGACGAGAUGCAGCGUUUAGUGCCGCGAUGAAAGGAGAGCUGGGAUCAUUGGCACAAACAAUAGCUAAAUAUCAAUUAGAACGUAGUAUCCAGAAAAUGGAUAAACUAAAAACUCUGGACGAGAAACUUAAGACAAUUAAAAUGGAGAAUACAAAAGAUCAGAAGGAUAAUGCAAAAGAUCAAGAAACUGUUUCCAGCGAAUGGCUAACAAAGUGGAGGAAGGAGAUAUGGUUGAAAGAUGAUACAACAUUAAAUUCUACUAAAAAUGGAGAUAAUAAGGUAGUCCAAUAAAGAAUAGAAGAAUCACUAAUUAAAUUUAUUGUUUAAAGAGAAAUUUUUUAACAAAAAUGCGUGUGCGCGUAUACUAAUUAAGUUUUAUAUUUAUAUAUGUGUAAAUUAACUUCGAUAUAUACGCCGCACUCGAAAACUUAAUGUAUUAUGUAUUUAUAUAAAAGCAAAUAAGUUGUAAUAAUAAAAACUGU
This is a messenger RNA of Monomorium pharaonis (pharaoh ant), 834 nucleotides long. RefSeq lists its product as uncharacterized. The coding region runs from base 101 to 643 and encodes 180 amino acids. The transcript has 6 exons. Lineage: Eukaryota; Metazoa; Arthropoda; Insecta; Hymenoptera; Formicidae. The record is from RefSeq and is a predicted model, not a curated record.